Molecule: messenger RNA, 1475 nt
Organism: Alosa alosa (allis shad)
Lineage: Eukaryota; Metazoa; Chordata; Actinopteri; Clupeiformes; Clupeidae
Product: regulator of G-protein signaling 20
Exons: 5
Coding region: 85-792 (235 amino acids)
Source: RefSeq, a predicted model, not a curated record
CCCGGUGCAAAUAACCUCCUCGUGCAUACAUGGAUGUGAGCAAGAGCCAGACCAACUGCUUUGGGCUUCCAUGGUGAUACGCCCAUGGGUUCAGAGCGGGAGGAGAUGGGCAAACGGCAGAUGCAGGAGGCACCGAGUACUGUGCAGACGCACAACACACACACUCACAGCGCCAUAAACACUCACACACACAGCUGGCUGAAUGCGCCUCCCAAUGCCUGCUGCUUCUGCUGGUGCUGCUGCUGUAGCUGCUCCUGCUUGACUGUGCGCUCUGCUCAGGAUGAGCGAAUCCAAAGGCUUGUCUGUGAGCAAACUGAAGUGACCAGCAACUGUGAGGAGAGCCCCAAGCCAACGCUGGAGGAUGCCAGCUCGUGGGGGCAGUCGUUUGAGCGCCUGAUGAAGAGUCCGGCCGGCCGUGGCUGCUUUAGGCAGUUCCUGCGGACGGAGUUCAGCGAGGAGAACCUCCUCUUCUGGCUGGCCUGCGAGGAGCUGAAGAAGGAGACCAACCGCGGUGUGGUGGAAGAGAAGGUGCGCCAGAUCUAUGAGGACUUUGUCUCCAUCCUGUCCCCGCGAGAGGUGAGUCUGGACUCCCGCGUGCGCGACGUGAUCAACCGGAACAUGACGGAGCCCACGUCCCACACGUUUGAUGACGCCCAGCAGCAGAUUUACACGCUGAUGCAGCGAGACUCCUACCCACGUUACAUGAACUCCAGCAUCUACUCAGACCUGCUGCUGAGCCUGGAGCAGCAGCAACAACUGCAGCAGCCAGAGAAGCCUCCUGAGACCUCCUAAAUAACACAGGCACGCACACGCAUGCACCUGAGCUUUAGUGACCACGUAACCACAUGUAAGCCACACAUGCAUACGUUCAGGAGACAAACACACACAGAAGUCCUCUGUAAACAGAUACACACCAAUCGCACAGCCUGGCACUAGUUGCACUGAGAUACACGUUACACACUUUGAGCUGCUUCAGCUGGCUUACACCACCUUGAAUCCAUCACACAAGUGAGGGCAAUCAAAAUCACUCACCAAUGCACAGCCUCAAGAAACCCUCACAACACACACACACACACACACCUAUUUUCCCUCUCCCCUCCCAAUUUCUCAGGCGCCAUCCCUGGAUGCUCAGAGCACCAACUGUUAUCAGAGGCAUCCGGAGGAAGCCACAACAAGCAACAUUUUUAUUUUUGGACGUGACUGUAUAUAGAACUUCAGGUACAUACUAAAUGACAAAUAUUGUGGUGUUUCAGUCAGAUUGUCUUAAGAAAUGAGUACCAACAAAUUUACCAAUAUGUUUUUUGUCUGGUAGAGCAUGUUGACAGUAGGCACAUAUCUAGGUCAUCAGAGUAAUUAAUCAGAGAUAAUGACAAUGACAAAAUGAAGUAGAAACAGCUGAAUAACUACAUUGUAAAGUAAUGAACAACUUGAAUCUGAUCAUUUUUAGCUUGACAUUAUCAAUCCUAAUGACAUAU